Messenger RNA from Phyllostomus hastatus (greater spear-nosed bat), 541 nucleotides. RefSeq names its product lacritin (gene LACRT). The record is from RefSeq and is a predicted model, not a curated record. Gene Ontology annotation, cellular component: secretory granule; extracellular region. The transcript has 5 exons. Bases 52 to 468 code for a protein of 138 amino acids. Gene Ontology annotation, biological process: positive regulation of secretion; positive regulation of cell population proliferation; calcium-mediated signaling. Lineage: Eukaryota; Metazoa; Chordata; Mammalia; Chiroptera; Phyllostomidae.
AUUCUGGACCCUGUGAGGAUUCUGUGUUAUACUCACUCCUGACCCUCAAGCAUGAGAUUCACGGCUCUCCUUCUUCUGGCUGCUCUGGUUGAAGCCCUGGUCUGUGCCCAUGAUACCACCACCGAUUACAUUCAAGCUGCUACAACUAAGGAUUCUCUGAGCUCUAAACUUGAGAUCACAGCUCCAGCAGAAUCUACUUCACUCCAAGAAGCCACGGCAGCCCAGAAGACUUCAGGGGCAGCUGAGGCCCCAGCCAGGAUCACCUUACGGAGGCAAGGACUAAAUCCCCUGAAAUCCAUCAUAGAGAAAAGUUUCUUGCUAGCAGACCAGGCCUUUGAUGGAGCAGAAAAGAGAGCUGAUGAAGGAAUUCAGGAUGGAAAACAGCUAUUUGAAGGUGGAGCUGACUUUAUACAAAGACUGAGGAAGAUUCUUUUGGAUCCAAGAAAAUUUUGGUUUCUUAGUAUCUGAAAAGAUUGGGAUCUGGGAACUUAAUGCCUUAAACAUGUGUGUCGCCCAGAGCAAUUAAAACAAAAGCAUGCAA